ACCAACACAAGUGCACGUACACACGCACGCACGAGCGCGCAAACACGCAUGCACACACAAACACACCCCUCAUGUGGACCUAGGGCGCCUCCACGCGGACGCAGGCAGGAGAACGGGAGGAGGGAUCAGUACAGCUCGAGCUCAAGGAGACGAACGGUAGAGCGAGCGCCUCUUCUUCUGAAGGACGACCGGACCUCGCGCGUAUUCAGGACUUUAUUAUUUUAUUCCUCUCUUUUCCUCCUCCUUUCCUCUCGUUUUCUUUCCCACGCGAUGAGUGACUGACCCAGAGAGGGUCCUACGCGCUUGUUCUUCUAAAGUUCUGGGUCAGUUAGAAGGAGAGGAUGAUGAUGAGGUCCGAGGUCAUCGCGCUGUGCUUCCUGUUCGGAUCUGCGGCACUUGCACAGGCCGUCCCAGAAUGCAACAAGAAACAUGAGUGUCCUAUAGAUGUGUACUUUACAAUCGACACAUCUGAGACCAUCGCCCUGCAAGAACCUCCCCCUGGAUCACUGGUGGAGAGCAUUAAGAUGUUUACGGAGCGUUUUGCAGAGCGUCUGGAGGAUGCUGACUAUAAAGGUCUGGUCCAGAUCAGAUGGCAGUUAGGAGGACUACACUUCUCCCAGAGACAACAGGUCUUCAGCCGCAUACAGGCCAAGGACGCCUUUAUCCAGGGUUUGAGGAAUAUCCGGUACCUGGGUAAAGGAACCUACAUCGACUGCGCCCUCGCUAACAUGACACAGGAAAUGACACGUUUGCCCUCUAACCCCGGAGCGCUGCGAUUCGCUGUCGUCAUUACCGACGGUCACGUGACAGGAAACCCGUGCGGCGGGGUGAAGGUGACGGCCGAGCGUGCGCGCGACGAGGGCAUCAGGAUGUUUGUGGUCGCGGCCACGAAGAACGUGGACGAGACGGGUCUGAGGGAGAUCGCUAACUCUCCGGCCAACGUCUACAGAAAAGACUUCCUGGCUGUCGACCUCAGUGGCAACAGGCCUGUUAUACAGCUGGACACUAUAGACCGCAUCAUCAAGACCAUGGUAACACAAACACACACACACACACACACACACACACACACACACACACACACACACACACACACACACACACACACACACACACACACACUAACAUACUGUUAUACAGCUGGACACUAUAGACCGCAUCAUCAAGACCAUGGUAACACAAACACACACACACACACACACACACACACACACACACACACACACACACACACACACACACACACACACACACAC
This is a messenger RNA of Oncorhynchus gorbuscha (pink salmon), 1256 nucleotides long. RefSeq names its product collagen alpha-2(VI) chain-like. The transcript is spliced from 5 exons. The record is from RefSeq and is a predicted model, not a curated record. NCBI's taxonomy places the organism in Eukaryota, Metazoa, Chordata, Actinopteri, Salmoniformes, Salmonidae. The annotation marks the transcript as partial.